CCCGACAGUUAUUACCGUUAUACUAAUCGAUCGUGUUCAUCCCACACACGCGCACACACUUCACACUUUCCUCUCACAGUUUCAGAAUCACAAACCUCACUCUCACAAUCAGAGAUCGACGUCAUGGAUCCGAAUCCCACCGUAACGGAUCCGAAUCCCACAGUCAUGGAUCCGAAUCCCUCCGUCGCGGAUCCGACUCCCACCAGUUUUCCGAUCCUCUCCCAAGUCAUGGACGCGCUUCCGGCCUCCCUCACGCGCUCCUUCACCACCACCGCAGACGACGAUUCAGGCGUCGAGAAACCCCCGUCGCCGGAGCCUCAUUUCGAGAUCUCCGAAAAGAUGCCCGACAUCAGGAACCCCGAGCUCGUCGCCGCCAUGCGCGAUGCCGUGAACGACGUGGCGGAGUCCCGAUCCGUCCUGGAGGCCCUGGGCCCACGACCAGAUCACGAAACCGUGGAUUUGGCGCGCUCGCGCAUGUCAGAGAUCGACGCGUACGAGACGGCAGGGGAGUCGGGGGAGGUGAUGAAGGAUUACAAGGCGUGCAAGGCUGUGAUCGAGCUGGAUGAGAUGCACGAGUCGUAUCAGAAGAUGUUGGAGGACGCCGAGAAGCGGCUGGAGCGGAUUCAUGAUGCUGCUGUGGCGGGGGAUGAUGCGGCAGCCGAUGUGGAUGCGGAGGAGUAUGAGGAGGGGGAGGAGGAGGAGUAUGAGGAUUAUGAGGAGGCGGAGGAGGUGAAGGCGGAGAUGAUGAAUGAGGAAGUGGCCGCCAUUUUGAAGGCGGCGGAGGCGGGGAAGAAGCCCAUCGAGAAGGUGGAUUUGUCGGGCCGGAAGUUGAAGAUCUUGCCGGAGGAGUUUGGGACAUUGAAUUUGUUGAUUGUGCUCAAUUUGUCGUAUAACAAGCUCGAGUGGAUCCCAGAUUCAGUUGCAGGGCUGGAGAAUCUGGAAGAGCUAAUUCUUGUAGCAAACCUAUUAGAAUCACUGCCUGACUCCAUAGGCCUAUUGGAGAAUCUGAAAAUGUUGAAUGUCUCCUCAAACAAGCUCGCUGCCCUACCCGAUAGCAUCUGCCAUUGCAGGUCGUUGGAGGAGCUGGACGCGAGCUUCAACAAGCUGACGUACCUCCCAACCAACCUCGGGCACGAGCUGGGGAACCUGAAGCGGCUGCGCGUCCAGCUGAACAAGAUCCGGUCCCUCCCCACCUCCAUCGUCGAGAUGAAAUCCCUACGCCUCUUGGAUGUGCACUUCAACGAGCUCCACACAAUCCCGCAAACAAUUGGGAAGUUGACAAACUUGGAAACCCUAAAUUUGAGCAGUAAUUUCAGUGACCUGACUGAUCUGCCCGAGACCAUCUCGGAUAUCAUCAGCCUCAAGGAGCUGGAUUUGAGCAACAACCAGAUUCAUGCUUUGCCCAACACGUUUGGGAGGUUGUUGAACUUGACGAAGCUGAAGUUGGACGGGAAUCCUCUGGAGAUUCCUCCGGCGAGCGUGGCUGCGGCGGGGGUGGAUGCGGUGAUGGCAUACAUGACCAAGAGGUGGGUGGAUAUGCUGAUGGAUGUGGAUGACGAGAAGAGCAUGCUUUUUGUGAAGGAGGAGGAGGAUGAAGGGCUGCUCAGCCGCGGCGCCAGCUGGUUCAGGACCGUGGUCACCGUGUUGGGAGGCUUCGGGCAGUCCGAUGCUGACCGCCACCUGGAUCAGGAGUACUGAAUCUCGUCGCUACACGUUAUCUGUGACUGUGAGUGGUCUCUGUGUUUGGAUGGUUAAUUUAAUUAGGGUGCUCACCAAUCACCGUCUCAUCAAGAGCUAGGACUCUAAUUCUUUGCAUUAAUUUAUCAUGUAGAAAGGUCGAGUUAAUAAGUCUUAGGGUAGGGAUUUUGGGUACUGGUAAUAAACAAAGUUGAGUUGAGUGCAUUUCUAGUCAAACUGUGUUGUUCUUAUCUUUUUGAAAUUAACAUUUGGAGAGGGAGAUUUUCGAUGUAUAUUUGCUGAUAAAAUAACUAGUGUGCAAUGCUUUUGUGACGUUCGACCUAAGUGUGUACUCAUUUAAAUUAUUGGCAUAGAGCCCUGUGUAUUUGAAUUA
This is a messenger RNA of Salvia miltiorrhiza (redroot sage), 2071 nucleotides long. Its product is annotated as plant intracellular Ras-group-related LRR protein 3-like. NCBI's taxonomy places the organism in Eukaryota, Viridiplantae, Streptophyta, Magnoliopsida, Lamiales, Lamiaceae. Gene Ontology annotation, molecular function: protein binding. Bases 124 to 1698 code for a protein of 524 amino acids. The transcript has 3 exons. The record is from RefSeq and is a predicted model, not a curated record.